AUGUGCAAAGAAAGAACACAGUGCAGCAAUUAACAUGGUGAACGCCAAUGGCUCCAUAAGAAAGGAGUAAGGCUAUAAAAAUUUAUCGGCUCUGUGGUAUUCUGUUUGAUACGUCGUAAUAGAUCUGAUUAGAACUUCUAAUAAUGGCAAAUUCGAAAAAAGAUUCGAAGACGAAAAGCGGCGACGAGAUAUUGAUGGAGUUUCAAUCACUUCGUAAUGAACAGAGAUUGCUGGCGAGUAAACUGUCAGAAAUGGAAAUGGAAUUGAACGAGCACAAAAUCGUUAUUGACACACUAAAAAAUGUGGAUCCCAAGAGAAAGUGUUACAAAAUGAUUGGUGGUGUUUUAUGCGAGCGCACAGUGGAAGAUGUAAUGCCUGCUCUGGUCACAAACAAAGAACAGUUGUUGAAAGUAAUAGAUACCCUAAACGAACAGUUAGCAAAAAAAGGAGUUGAGAUAAAUGAAUACAAGGAUAAGCACAAUAUUAGAAUCAAAGGUCAAGAUGAUUUGCCACAAGAAGAGGAAAACAGUAAAGAAGAAAAGAAAAAUGUUCUUGUCAAUCCAAAAAUGUUUGACGUUUUACAAUAAAAUAUUUUAUGGCAUUACA
This is a messenger RNA of Pseudomyrmex gracilis, 606 nucleotides long. RefSeq names its product prefoldin subunit 2 (gene Pfdn2). Gene Ontology annotation, molecular function: protein folding chaperone. Gene Ontology annotation, cellular component: cytoplasm; prefoldin complex. Lineage: Eukaryota; Metazoa; Arthropoda; Insecta; Hymenoptera; Formicidae. The record is from RefSeq and is a predicted model, not a curated record. The coding region runs from base 144 to 587 and encodes 147 amino acids. The transcript has 3 exons. Gene Ontology annotation, biological process: protein folding.